UUCCUAAAAUUAUGGUGCAGUUUCGGAUUUAUAUUCUACUGAUGCUGUUUGGCGAGGCUUUUAUGCUGUUAAAAAAUAACUAUAAAGUCCGUUUUAUAUCCAUAAACCAUUCGGGAGGAACCGAUUACGUUGAUUUAAGCCAAAUUCGCUUGUUGGGUCGCGAACGCUCUGCCAAUGGUACUAUAGAAUUGAAGAAAGAUUUUAGUGAUGAUUUAUACUCGUUGUCGGCCGAGAGCUUCAGUGAUCCCAGUGGCAAUGGUGAGUUCAAGCAGUUGCCAAUGUUUAUCCCUCGUCAACCCAUCUGCAAGGUCAUGGAGUCUUACUGGAAGUACAUGGAUGCCUCUUUUAAGUACGGAGUUAAUACAGAUUAUCCCGUCCACAUCCGACCAUGCCCCGUACCGAAGGGGUUAUACUAUAUUAAAAACGUAACCUUCCAAACGGAUAAUUGGCCGUCCAUAAUGCCAAGAGGAUUUCUCAAGGGCUUGGCGAACCUAUAUUAUAAAAACGAAGUUGUUAGCACAGCCGAAAUUUUGAUCCAAAUUUCGGAUCUUUCUUAAUAAUGGAAUUUGAGGUGUAUUAUUUUGUAUGA
Messenger RNA from Drosophila serrata, 589 nucleotides. RefSeq names its product Chemosensory protein A 84a (gene CheA84a). NCBI's taxonomy places the organism in Eukaryota, Metazoa, Arthropoda, Insecta, Diptera, Drosophilidae. The record is from RefSeq and is a predicted model, not a curated record.